UCCGCCUCCCCGGGGCUGCGCCGCUGCUGCCAUCGCCGCUAUGCGCCCAGCUCCGCCGCUGCCCUAGCUGCCCCGCCGCCGGGCUCCUAUAUAAGUGUCGGAGCGGGACCCAGGGGGCUCCUGAAGAUGAGGGCACCGCCGCCUCCGUCCUCUCUGCAGAGCUCAGCGCUUCUGGCCGGCCGCCUGCCAGGGGAGAGCCCAGCCCAGCGCCCAGCAGCAGCGGCAGGGGGCCGCGCAGGGCAGCGGUGCAGGGAGUAGCUGCAGACCGCUGGCGGCUCCCCUGCCCCCGCGGCCGCUGCCAUGAGCUGCUCGGACGUGGUGAUGCACCAUUCCCAGGCGGCGUGUGGGGCGCCCCAGUAUCUGCCAAGCCCGGUGGCAGCAGCCGCGUAUUGCCCCCUUCCUGCGCCCAGCCAGCAGAAGAAGUUAACUGUUUACAACAAGAUGCAAGAGUCCCUGGAGGUGACCCUUUCCAGCAAACAGGAAGAGGAUGAGAAAGACCAGCCUGCUGAGAUGGAAUACCUUAACUCUCGCUGUGUCCUUUUCACUUACUUCCAGGGAGACAUUGGGUCAGUAGUGGAUGAACACUUCUCAAGAGCUUUGAGCCAAACCAGCAGCUUCAACCCAGAAACUGCCCUUUCAAAAAGCAAGGCAGGGCUAAGCCCCCUGUGGAGAGAGAGCUCAACAAUUUCAAGCCAACGAAGCAGUUUCCCAGCUUCAUUUUGGACCAGCUCUUAUCAGCCUCCACCUCCGCCAUGCUUGAGUGGAGUCCAUUCUGACUUCCCAGUCACUGCACCAGGCACCUUCCCAACAGCAGAUCCUAGCAGCUGGCCAGGACACGGCCUUCAUCAGACUGCCCCACCUCCUCCCACUACUGCAUCAGAAUCCUGGCAUUAUCCUUUAGCAUCUCAGGUUAGCCCUUCAUAUGCACACAUACAUGAUGUGUACAUGCAUCACCAUCACCCCCAUCCACACAUGCAUCAUCACCAUCCCGGCUCUCAUCUUGACCCACGGUAUGGAUCCCUGUUGAUGCCUUCAGUACGUGCAGCCAGGAUUCCUGCUCCACAGUGUGACAUGACAAAGACAGAUCCUACUACUGUCACCAGUGCUACCUCAGCAUGGGCUGGAGCCUUUCAUGGAACAGUGGACAUCGUGCCAAGCUUUGGGUUUGACACAGGUCUACAGCAUCAGGACAAAAGCAAGGAAUCUUCUUGGUUCUGAAGAUGAGAUGCAUCUUAGCACCAGCUAGUGUCCCCACAGCUGGGAUGAUGAUAUUGAAACUGUUGACUGUUUCUGCACGGGGGCAAAGGACACACGCUAAGGAGAAGAUGAAGAGCCAGUCAUUCUGGUUUUGCUGUUGAGCCUUUUCUUUGGCAGGCCACUUCUGGGUCCCAGACCAUAGAAGAAAAAAAACUUAUUUUUCUUUCUUUCCUCAUCUGAGCCUGCUGCAGCUGUGCAACCUAACUUUGUUUUGCUCCUUUAACAGUGUUUUGUUUUGUUCAUUCUGGUGGGUUUUUUAAUGCACAGCCUUGAUUGUAGGGAAAAGACUGUGCCUUGACUACAGUGCUCAUCCUUUCAGGAAUGGAGUUUUUGUAGCUCUUUGUGUGUCUAUUUUUGUAGAAAUACAGAAAGUUUGGGUAAGAAUUGGUGGACUAUUUUAGGAUGCCGUAUUUUUUUUAAAAAAAUUUUAAAAUUGUUAAGUUCUGUUUAAAGAACUUGCUCUCAGAGAAGCACUGGCAAAAAAUGUAUAAAACGCUUGUUUUUAGAUGUUUGUAUUUGUGUGUUUGUUUUGUUACCUCAAUUGUCUUUUUUUUUUAAAGAGCAAACCCUUUGCUAGUCCAAUCCUUCAUUGUUUCCGUUUUUUGCAAGAUUUUGCAGUUUUUUGUCCUUUAUUCUAGCUUAAACAGCUAAAAUUUACUCUUAACAUUUCUACUAAAUAUUUUUCCUGCCUGUCAGAUUGUAGAAAUGGUGUCUAUGUUUUCUUUUUCUUGUUUCUGAAAAUGGCUUUGUGCUGUGCUCAGUAUGAGAAGAAAUGUGUGAAACCUUUUGCAUGGGGCAAAAUCUGCCUUUAUUAUAGGAUCUAUAUUUUCAACCCAUUCAUUCUUUCAAAAUGGACCAAAUAUUUAUAUGGACUUAAAGGAGAAAAGGAGCCUGGGCCUGACCCAGUGUCCAUCGAAGUGAAUGGAAAGCCUCCCAUUGACAUCCAUGGACUCUGGAUCAGGCCCUUUUUCUGUGAUAACCAUCCACAAAUUGGUAUUUUCAUUUCUAAUAAUUUUGGGAGGCGGGAGUUUCAGUUUAGGCCAUUUGAAGAGUGAUUUUUUUUUCACGUGAACAUUCAAGGAUAAAAUAUAGGUUUUGCAAAAAGCUGCAACUCGUGGAAACAGUAUUUUCAUAAGGCCAGACCUUGCAAUUUGCUGAAUAGCUUGUAUGAGUUGCUUGAGUGCCUUCAGCUCCUAUUUAAUUGAACUUGGACUGAAGUUUUCAAAAGUCGGCCUCUGAUCUCUGGUCCCUCUUUGUUUGGUUGCCCAACCUGAGACAUGUUAGGGACUGAAUCUGAAAAGGGCUGAUCGCCUGCAGCUCCUAUGGACUUCAUGGGCAGUUAGGAAUUUUUAGCCUUGGGCUAUCCAUUUAAGAAUCCACUCUGAGAUAACUUUUUGAUAAUUUUAGCCACAGAACAUUGCAAGAGAAUUGCUGGAUUGGGCCUGAUCUAGAAGCUCCCCACACACACACACGAGAAGUCCUUUGGAAGACAGUGUAAGUAAGGACUAAUUCCAUGAAUAAGAGCUGUAGCAUUGUAUAUUAAAAAAAAAGACAAUCUUGCAAUUAGCUUGGUGUAGGUGGAGCUAUGCACAGAGCUCCCUUGACUUCAGUGGGGUUUUUAUGGGGUCAGGAGUCUGCCUGUGUAGUGCUAACUGCAGGAUGAGGGCUGAAGUUGGUAAUGCAGUAAUUGUUUGGAAAUGUUGCCUUUUUGCUCCAUUCAGCUUUUAACAUAUAUUUAAGCUUUCUCUCAUUUUUCAAAAUAUUCCUAUCAUAUAUUCUAUUUUUGCUACCACUCUCCCAGCCAAAACAUUCAAAAGAUGGACAAAAAUAAUCUAAGUGUGAUCAGUACUGAGACAGAGGCUGACUUGUCUUUAGGGCAGUGAACAUCUUAAAUGUGGGGUUUACAAGUGCAUAGGACCCACAACUCCAAAUGAAGUGAAUGGGAGCUGUAUGUGCUCAACCUCCUGAAGUUCAGUUCUAUAUCUUGAUGAGAUAACCUUCCUCUACGCUCUUAGGACCUGGUGUUGUGAGGUGCUGGCAACUUCCACUCCCAUGGAAGCUAGCUGGAAAUGGAGGCACUCAGAAUCUCAGAAUUAAGCCCUUAAUGCUAAAGCACAUGUUUUGCUGAUUGGGGCAUACCUAAAGAUCUGAGCCCCAGUUAUAACAUCCUAAACUCCUUCCUCCUAUCUCCCCUAGUCAUUAACAUUUUUUUCCUGAUACUGAACUUCACUCCCACUACAGUCUCAUAGCAAUGCUGCUCUCCUGGGGGAGCUGGUUUCUUUGUUGCUCAAUGGGUUAGUUAGCAACAGAAAAACCUCAAGGACAGGAAGCUAGCAUAAGCUUCUAAAAGUUUGGCUACUUAUAAGAAAAUUGUAGUUCAAGAACUACUGCAAGAUCAGACUCCUUUGUGGCAGUGCCAGAAAGUCCUGGGUUUGGCUUUGCUGGAAAUGGUGAAAAACAAGUUUUUCAUAGAUUUGGCUAGGCCUGCAAGGGGAAGGUUCUAACCAAACAUUUUGAACUAAAAACAAACCAAAAAAGAAGUUCCUUUUUGAAUUUUGGUUGAUUCUUAUUAUAUCUGAAUUGGCUCACCUGUUUCUAGUAAUAGUGGCCAAUUGAUUGCUCUCUACUUUGCAACAACAGAGCAGGGAAGGACCUGCUCCUGUUCCCGUUGAACUCCCAGUGACUAAAAAGACAGUACGGCAAGGUCCAAAGUUUCUGCUCAAAUCUCAAUUAGUUUUGUUAUUAUGGGUUAGCAGGUAAGCGAGAUGUGAAUGAUUGAAGAUCCCAUCAUCUCCUGUUUCCACCAUAAGGGCUCUUCCCACUGGCUAACCUGAGAAUAAGUCUAAAGUCCUUCUUCUGCUCUGCAGGGUCAGGUAGACAGAGCGCCAAUAAAAACACGCUACUGGUGUAACAGUUAAUGCAUCUGAUCAAUUGACGUAAAGGUUUAUUAAAUUUUUCUCCCUGUUAAAUUUGAUUUCACUAGCAACUAAACUGACCUUUGCUAAGAAAUUAGCUGGAAAAAAAAUAAAGCCAAAGCUGUAGUAACGUGGUUGCUCAUAUAUUCUAAAACUUGAAGGACAAGAACAAAUCUUCCACAUGACAAACCUUUACAGUUGAAGUCAACAGAUUUACUCCACCAGAAAAAAAACAAAGAAAAGAAAAGAAAAGAAAAAGGGCUUAUGAGAAGCAGAUGUUGGGUUGAUAUCCAUUCCUGAAGGAACAGAUUCUGUACUCGCGACAUUUCAGUCUGAGAGUACUGAUGGCAGUGAAAAUAAAAGGGAAAGUUUCUGACUGCCUGCUUUCGGGGCAUAAGAGAAAAGGUCUGUAAAAAAAGGGCUCAAUCAGUCCACAAGUCUUAAUACACUGCAAAAGGAAUCAUCUCAUUGCAUAUAUGCUAAAUUCUACUGCCCUCCCAGGAAAAUGGCAGAUUUAUUUUGUGAGGGCCUGUACUAACAUAAUGUACUUUAUUACUAUUUUUGUGAGGAGAUGCCGAAAUGAUAUUUGUGUCCAUACAAAUAAUGAAAUUUUUAUUAUAAAGUACUUAACUCUUUCUGUAGAGGUUUCUACCUACUGAGUUAUCUGGGGUCUGAUCCUACCCCCUGUGAAAUAAAGUGGACCACUCUCAUAGAUUAUAAGUAGGAACAGGACCUGUCAACCAGAUUGAACCAUUCCCGAGACUCUGUUUGUCCAUUAGUUUUGAAGCAGAACUCCCCAAUAGUUUUAAUAAGGGCAUUUCCAGCUUAAAAACUGGUGGAACAAUAUGGCCUUUAGUCACACAGAAGACACAGUUUUGUUGGAGAUUUUGAAUACAUUUCUCUUGGUAGGAGACCUACUUUUGUUCUGAUUCUUCAGAUUUUUCAGUACUAGAAACAUAAUUCUGCAAGGUAAUCAGAGAGGUGGCGAGCGGGGGGGCGUUAUAACAUGGAAAUCUUCUUGGAUGUUUUUCCCUCCAGCUUUUAAAAAAAAACAGUUUCUUCCUCAAAACAUGCUUUAUAAAGAACACUAUCUUUUUUCAAUUUUUUUGGAGUUGUUAUAAAAGAUUUUUUCUCCCCUUCCCCUCCCCUCACUUCCUUUAGAAAUUAAUUGGAAUUGUAUGGUAAAUCCCAUCUGACUCUGAAUAUUUAGGCAUUUGCAUUUCAUUAUGUUCUCCAUGACCUCAGGGUUGUGUGAAUUUUUUUUGUCUGUACAAAAGGCUUUCAGAUGCUCUUGAUAAACCCUGGUUGGCUGUACCUACAAAUGUGACCAGGCAGUCAGCAGGUGUUUAUAAACAGAGGUGCAAUGUGUUUUCAUGUGGUGGACAAGUGAUAACUGCUGACAAUGGAUCAUUCUGCUCACUUCAGGCACAAUUCUUUCCUUUUAGCCAUAGAGCAUUAAUUUACAUUUCUGUUAAACAGAUAAUUUUUUAAAAGAUUUUAGAUUUUUUAAAAUAUUCCAGCCUCUUGAGAUUUCUAAAGUGUGUUUGAACUAUUAGUGUUAGAGGCUGUAAAGAAAAAAAAGUUCACUUGACAUAUAUGUCUUUUAAACUGAACUCCCAGGUCCAGCAAGAAGGGAUUUUUUGUUUUUUAUUUGUUUUUUAAGGAAACAUUGCCUUUUAGUAUUAGUCUCGUGGUCUCAGUCUUGCAGUUGUGACUUAGGCAAAGUUCUCAUUGAAGUCAAGGGUCUUUUGCCUGUGCAAGAUCCAACUCUCUAACAGUGACAGGAGUGCCAAAGGUAGUUUUCUUACAAUGCUUGAUCCUGAUGCACUCGGAGGAGAGAAGAGUACCUCUUGCAUUUCAUGCAGAUACUUGGACAGCACCUGCAUAGUGCUGUACCCAAUCUACAUAGGCAAAGAAGACCCAACAAGGGAACUAGAUAUUUCUGAAACUCAGUGUUGCGGACCCCUUAAUCCACACUCUGAGGUUCUUGGCAUCCCCUGACUAGAAAAAGUGUUUCUUCUGUUAAGAGCACUGAACUUGGCAGUCUGCAGUAGCUCUCCUGGGGGCUGCAUCUUAUAAGGUGCUUAGAGCUUCCUGUGAAGUGCUGAGCAUCCUCAGCUCCCACUGCAGUUAGUUGGAGAUGAGGGGUGCUUAGAAUGCCAUAGCAGACAUUCAGCAUUUUGCAGGCUCUGCCACCUAAUGUCCACCGCUAUGCAAGAUUGAGCCCUAGAAAGGGAAUAGCUAAAUAAAGGCCCUUAUUUUAUUUUUUUGAGCAGGGAUCCUAGAAAAUCAUUUGCUGUGGAAAAAUGCAGAGUUUGUGUUUUUACACAGAUCUUUAGUUUUGAAAUUUUGUGAAAAAAAAUAAAAACAUAUACAGUGGAACCUUAAUUGUCAGAUCUAACUUAAUUGUCCGAGCUAAUAACCAAAAAUUCAAGUAAUUAAGCGAAUGGAUGGGGCUCAGCCCUGAGUGGUGGAGCUUGCGUUGUCAUCUUAAAAAUUGUAAAUAUAUCAAUAAAACAUUGUGUUCACCUUAUAUCUGUCUAUAUUGUGGGUAGGAAAACUAAAGUUCAGUAUUUCAUUUUAAUUACAGGAAAAUGCAGAUUUUUAUGAUUUUUUAUUUAUUGGAGAAUUUUGGUUUAUUUUUAUCAUGGAAAACUAGGAUCCCUACUCGUGAAAGACCGGAUCCAGCUUUCACUGAUGUCAGUUGAAAGACUUCAGUGACAGCUGUGUCAGCAGGAUCAGCUUCUAAUGCCUGAUCUCCAUCCCACAGUGUUGGUGGGCAAAAAUUUUGACUUUGUGUCUGAUCCAUAGUCUGCUGAAGUCAGUGGGAGGCUUUUCAUUGAUUUUAGUGAGCUUUGGAUCAGGCCAUUAGUAUUUAUGCAACAGCAAUUUUUAUAGUAACUGAAGUUUACAUGCUUUAUUAGCAAAGUUGCAAAUCAUUGCUGCGCUGAAUGAAUCCCCUUUCCCUUCCAAGAUUUGUAGCUGUUGUUUAAAACCAUCAAUCAAAUCAGGUGCCUCUCCCCUCCCAUCCACUUUCAAUCCUUACUGCCCUCAAAACUCCAUUUAACUCUUUUGUGCCCCACAUCAAAAUUGAUGGGGGACAUGAUGUAAAGAAAAGUGUUGGGUUUUUUCAUUGUUUAAUAAAUAACUUAAUGUGAAUUUUUUAUUGUUAUAUUUUUAUGUAGCAGUUUUGGUUUUGUCUGUAUUUCUUGACCAUUAGCUAAUGCUUUCAUAUUUUAUUCUUAUGCAACUAAAGAAUUCAUAAAUCUCUUAGUAAA
Molecule: messenger RNA, 7450 nt
Organism: Gopherus flavomarginatus (Mexican gopher tortoise)
Lineage: Eukaryota; Metazoa; Chordata; Testudines; Testudinidae
Gene: VGLL3
Product: vestigial like family member 3
Exons: 4
Coding region: 301-1218 (305 amino acids)
Biological process (GO): regulation of transcription by RNA polymerase II
Cellular component (GO): nucleus
Source: RefSeq, a predicted model, not a curated record